AUGGUGCGGAUCAAGGAGCGAUACCUGCUGGUCAACAUCAUCUACCCUCCCGAUGCCGCCGUGUCCAGGGCUCGCGUGCCGGCUCUAGUUGCCCAGCACCAGCCGACCGUUGGGAAGCUGACGCCGCAGGCCUUGGUUAGGGCCAUCAAGGCCGAGGUGCUGCUGCUCUAUGGCGACUAUGGCGCGGGGGCUCUCGAGGGCAAUCUCUCAGUCAAAUAUCUGUCUCCAGCUACGUCCACCUUUAUCCUCAGGUGCAACAGGGCCCAUUACCAGCUGCUAUGGUCCGCAUUGACCUUCAUGGACCGGGUUCCCGUCAAGGACGGCCGGCCAUGCAUCUUCCGGGUUGUUCGUGUCAGUGGCACCAUCCGCAAGAUCGAGGAGAUCGCCGUGGAGCGAGCCCGGAAACUUAUCCUGGCGGUAAAGGCAGAGGCCAGCUCUCACCCGCAAUCUUCACUAUCUACGGAUCUUUUGGCCAAGGAUGACGCCAUGCUGGAUGUUGUCGACAGUGCCGUGAGCGACGGGGACAUGGAAGAUGGCAGUUGA
Messenger RNA from Trichoderma aggressivum f. europaeum, 543 nucleotides. RefSeq lists its product as uncharacterized. Bases 1 to 543 code for a protein of 180 amino acids. Gene Ontology annotation, biological process: tRNA 5'-leader removal. Gene Ontology annotation, cellular component: multimeric ribonuclease P complex; nucleolus; ribonuclease MRP complex. Lineage: Eukaryota; Fungi; Ascomycota; Sordariomycetes; Hypocreales; Hypocreaceae. The record is from RefSeq and is a predicted model, not a curated record. The transcript has 2 exons. Gene Ontology annotation, molecular function: ribonuclease P activity; ribonuclease P RNA binding.